Molecule: messenger RNA, 346 nt
Organism: Nylanderia fulva
Lineage: Eukaryota; Metazoa; Arthropoda; Insecta; Hymenoptera; Formicidae
Source: RefSeq, a predicted model, not a curated record
GACAUGAGAGACAUCAACAAGUGGUCGGAAGAAAAUAAAACAUCUAUAAUACAAUAUUACGGCGAGGAUUACUUUAGAAAAACUGUUUCGGAUUUGGUAGACGUUAUGCUAAGAUUGAACGAAAAGCAAAAUGGUGAUCUGUGCAAACAGGUUUUAUCGAAAAUAAAAUGUCCAACGUUGAUUAUUCAUGGAGGUAAAGAUGUGAUGGUUUUACCGGAACAUGUGACAUAUCUGAAGCAAAAUAUUGCCAAUUCAAGAAUGCAUAUUAUGGAGAAAGGCGGAUAUAAUCCUCAUUUGAAAUAUUUUAAAGAAUUCAAUUAUUUGGUGACAAAUUUUCAUCCUUAAU